AUGGCAGACAAGACAAAGGUUGCAGAACAAUAUUACGCCCCGCCGCCGGAUCUAGGCAAAUGGGAGUCGUUCAGGAUUUUCCUAUGGAACAGCGAGACUGGACAGUUCCUUGGCCGCACGGGAUCGAGUUGGGCUAAAAUCUUGCUAUUCUACCUGAUCUUCUAUGCAAUCCUCGUGGGUUUCUUUGCCGCCAUGCUGGCGAUCUUCUACCAGACGCUGGACUCCAAGAUGCCCAAGUGGCAGCUUGAUGGCUCACUUAUCGGAUCUAACCCAGGUUUGGGUUUCCGACCCAUGCCCGACAGUGCCAACGUGGAGAGCACCCUGAUCUACUACAAGGCCAACGACAAGGGCUCCGUGCUGAAGUGGGCGCAGAUCAUCGACGACUAUUUGGAGGACUACCGCAAGAAGGGCAGUGGUGUGGGUGAAGCGAGUGGCGCAGAGUACCGGGUUCCUUGCUCGUUCACCACCGGAGCCACUGGAGAGAAGCAGGUCUGCGACGUACCUGUCGAUGACUUCAGCCCCUGCACCUCCGCCAACCAGUACAACUAUGAAGAAGCUGGACCUUGUGUGUUCCUCAAACUGAAUAAGAUCUUCAACUGGGUGCCCAAACCAUACAACAACACCGAGGACCUGCCCUCUAACAUGCCAGAUGACCUCAAGCAGCACAUCAAGAUGGUGUCUGGCAAGCCCGAUGCGAACACGGUGUGGGUGUCGUGCGAGGGUGAGAACCCUGCCGACGUAGAGAACAUCGGGCCCGUGCAGUACAUCCCCCGCAGGGGCUUCCCCGCCUACUACUACCCCUUCACCAACAAGGAGGGCUACCUCAGCCCCCUCGUCGCUGUACUUUUCGAAAAGCCCAGGACUGGUGUCCUGAUCAAUAUAGAGUGCAAGGCGUGGGCCAAGAACAUCUUAUACGACCGCUACGAGCGGCGCGGCUCCGUGCACUUCGAGCUGAUGGUGGACCGCGCCUAA
Molecule: messenger RNA, 972 nt
Organism: Spodoptera littoralis (African cotton leafworm)
Lineage: Eukaryota; Metazoa; Arthropoda; Insecta; Lepidoptera; Noctuidae
Source: the annotation of a GenBank genome assembly